AUGCUGUCUACUUUCGCUUCAGUAAAACGAGCAACCGUUUCGGUGACAAGAAGACCAGCCUUCUUAUCAGCCGCAGAGAGGUAUUUUAGUGAUGAAGGACCCAAAAAGGCCGUGCGCAAAGUGAAGAAGAAGCCAAAGAAAUCCACACAGGAGACUGGUGGACGUCCAAAAGACUUGGAGAUUAUUCUGGCAGCCUUGGACGCUCCCUUUACAAAAGCACCACCCGCGGAUAAAGAAGAAAUGGCAAGGAGAGAACAAAUAUUAAAGAACUAUACAGUAGGGAAGUUCAAGCAACAUAACCAAGAGAACCAUGAUUUGGCAUGCAAAUUGACAAUGAAGAAACACGCCAUUAAGAUGCUGCCGAAAGGCUCGGAACUGAAGAGAAAGGCAUUGGAAGUUGACAAUGAAGGGCCACCAAGAUGGAGAAACAUUCCUUUGUGGACGCCACCCAUCCCAAAUUUCAAUUACAAAGACUACACUACCCUUGAUGAAUAA
Cylindrotheca closterium is the source of this 495-nucleotide messenger RNA. NCBI's taxonomy places the organism in Eukaryota, Bacillariophyta, Bacillariophyceae, Bacillariales, Bacillariaceae. The record is from the annotation of a GenBank genome assembly.